Molecule: messenger RNA, 10952 nt
Organism: Notolabrus celidotus (New Zealand spotty)
Lineage: Eukaryota; Metazoa; Chordata; Actinopteri; Labriformes; Labridae
Gene: shank1
Product: SH3 and multiple ankyrin repeat domains 1
Exons: 28
Coding region: 636-7925 (2429 amino acids)
Cellular component (GO): postsynaptic membrane; postsynaptic density; dendritic spine
Molecular function (GO): ionotropic glutamate receptor binding; synaptic receptor adaptor activity
Source: RefSeq, a predicted model, not a curated record
AAGUAGCUGUGGUGACAUUAGCAGACAGUUAGCAAGAACCAACUGUCACUCAAAGAAUCCACGGCCCUACUUUUCAGCUACUAUUAGCCUUUGUGUUAUUAUAAUGACGUAAAAAUACAGAUACAUAUUCUAUACUUCAUAUAGAAAUGUUAAACUUAGAGGGGUUGACUUGUUAUUGUGGCUAGCAUCGAGUGGCCUUUCUAGGAAUGCAGUUUUUGGCACAACACCCCUCUCUUUGGUGAAAUGGUUCGGUCCUGUUUUUAACGGUCGUUAACGGUCGGAAACUCAAACUACACUUUAACCGUCGAGUUUCAAAGAACAGGAGAAAAGGACAGAUAAUGUGUCACUCUCUCUUCCCAGGGUCAGCCUCCCCCUGCCCCUGCCAUAUUCCAGACCCAACAGGUGCGUUCAGGCUCCGGCGCAGGUGCGUUCAGGCUCCGGCGCAGGUGCGUUCAGGCUCCGGCGCAGGUGCGUUCAGGCUCCGGCGCAGGUGCGUUCAGGCACCGGCGCAGGUGCGUUCAGGCUCCGGCGCCCUGUCUCCCCCUCUACCACCAAAGACCCAGCCUUGAUCCCAAACACAACAGCGUCUCUCUGGGAAUGAUGGUGUUGCCACAGGUGCCGCCCUCUCUGUCGCCAUGACGAUGCCAUUCAGCCCCCUGUCGAGCGACGAGGAGCAACAAAGGAUGCUGGGAAACAAUCGACAUCUCUAUCCAGGUGCAGAGGACGAGGAAGAAGAGGAGGAAGAGGAGGAGGAGGAAAUGGAGGAAGAGGAGCGUGAAGAGGAGCAGGAGGAGGAGGAGAACGGCGAGCUGGAGGGCGAGGAGGACGAGGAGGAGGAGAUGGUGGAGGAGGUCAGGCGAGGAGGUCUGUCCCGAGGGGGCAGAGGUGAGGGGCACAGGCAGUCAGGGAAGCUGGCCGGGCGUCCCACGGGGCGGCCUGGGAACCCUGGACACACUGCAAACCCCUAUUCGUCCAACCCGGGGCCCACGCACCAACAGCCGGCCAAUCACAUUCAGCAGCAGCAGCAGAGGAGGCUGAAGGAGCGCAGCGCCAGCUCCGUGCCAACUGAGGACGCCCACAUUGCCAUGAUGGUGUUUCGCAUCGGCAUCCCAGACAUAAAGCAAACGAAAUGUUUGCGGUUCAACCCGGAUGCCACCGUGUGGAAGGCCAAGCAGCAGGUGCUGUGCUCCCUGACCGAAUCUCUGCGGGACGUCCUGAACUACGGCCUUUUCCAGCCCGCCACCGACGGCCAUGAUGCCAAGUUCCUGGAAGAGGAGAGGCUGCUCAGAGAGUACCCCCAGUCCUUUGAGAAAGGGGUUCCAUAUUUGGAGUUCCGAUACAAGACCAGGGUGUACAAACAGACGAAUCUGGAUGAGAAGCAGCUGGCCAAACUGCACACUAAGGCCAGCCUGAAGAAAUUUAUGGAUUAUAUCCAAACCAGCGCUACGGACAAGAUGGUGAAGUUCAUAGACAAAGGCCUUGACCCAAACUACCAGGACUCUGACACUGGCGAGACUCCUCUCUCCCUCGCCGUGCAGUGUGAGCCCGGUGGAGGCGAGUCCAUCCGGGUCCUGGCGGAAGGAGGGGCACAUAUCGAUUUCCGCUCCAAAGAUGGACUCACACCGAUACACAAGGCUGUGCGAGGCCACCGCCAUACAGCCCUGCUGGUCCUUCUGUCUCUGGGUGCAUCUCCGGACUACAAGGACCGGCGAGGGCUAACGCCGCUGUACCACACUGUGCUGACAGGGGGAGACACUUCAUGCUGUGAAACACUCCUUUACCACCACGCCAAGCUGGGCAUCAGGGACGAGAACGGCUGGGACGAGACACAUCAGGCCUGUCAGCAUGGAAACUCGCAGCACCUGGAGCAUCUCCUCUUCUACGGUGCGGACUCUUCCUCCCAGAAUGCCUCUGGAAACACUGCCUUGCACAUCUGUGCUUUAUACAACAAGGAAAGCUGUGCACGAAUCCUUCUCUACAGGGGAGCAAACAAAGACGCAAAGAACAACAGUGGGCAGACCCCCUUUCAGGUGGCUGUCAUGUCCGGCCAUUUUGAGCUGGGAGAAAUAAUCAAAAACCACCGGGAUACUGAUGUGGUUCCCUUUGUGGAGUCUCCAAAGUACGCCCCCCAGAGGCGAGAGAGUGCCCGGACGCUCGCCAUACCCCACCCACAUCCCUUCCUCCGGGCCAACAGUGACAGCAGCAUGAACCUGCCCGACUGGAUGGCAGUGCCCAAUGCCCCGGGGACCAACAUAGUCUCUGUGCAGGGCUAUAAGCAAACAGGCACCCUGAGGAGCUCCAGCAGUCCAAGAGGUGCACGAACGCGCUCCCCUUCCAGAGGGAGGAUCGGGGACAAAGAGGACCGCAGCAGGCAGAGUCGGAGACAAGGGCCUCCUCCGACCAGCACAGCUGUACAAACUGCGGGCCAGCGGAGACGCCUGUACAGCGCUGUCCCAGGACGAGUCUUUGUAGCUACCCGAUCACACUCUGCCCAGGGCGAGCGCGAAAUCAGCUUUAGUAAAGGAGACAGGGUCAAAGUGCUCAGUGUUGGCGAGGGCGGAUACUGGGAGGGGACGGUCAGGGGUCGCACAGGCUGGUUCCCCUCCGACUGUGUGGAGGAAGUGAUGCUUCGAAGCCAAGACAACCGAUCAGAGAGCCGUGGAGAACGAGCCAAAAGGCUGUUCCGUCAUUACACUGUGGGAUCCUAUGACAGCUUUGACGCUCCCAGUGACUACAUAAUCAAAGAGAAGACGGUCCUCCUGCAGAAAAAAGACAGCGAGGGUUUUGGCUUUGUGCUCAGAGGGGCCAAAGCUCAGACUCCCAUCGAGGAGUUCACUCCCACCCCGGCCUUCCCCGCCCUGCAGUACCUGGAGUCAGUGGACGAGGGAGGCGUGGCCUGGAGAGCCGGUCUCAGGAUGGGGGACUUCCUGAUAGAAGUUAACGGUCAGAACGUGGUGAAAGUUGGUCACCGACAGGUCGUCAACAUGAUCCGGCAAGGCGGCAACAGCCUCAUGGUGAAAGUUGUGAUGGUGACCCGCAACCCGGACAUGGAGGAGGGUUCCAGAAAGAAAAUCCCACAGCAGAGUAAGAGGCUGAGCACUCCGGCUAUCGCACUCCGAUCCAAAUCCAUGACUUCAGAGCUGGAGGAGAUGGUGGAAAGAGCUGCUACCCCUUGGAAAAAAAAAUCAGAAUUCGAAUCCUCCCAAGUUACAGAGAAGAAGAGGACAGUCUAUCAGAUGGCUUUGAAUAAACUGGAUGAAAUUCUUGCAGCCGCUCAGCAGACAAUCAGCACCAAUGAGGCACCGGGGACACGGGGACAGGGGCCUAAAAGAGACAGGGGGCGGAGCUUCUACGGCAAUGAGACAAACUACGGGGAUCAGUCGGGGAUGGGGAUGAUGCCGUCUGGGUUGGGCCUCGGGUAUGAUCGUGGCCAGUUCACCUCAGGUCACGCUCAUCCGCACGGUAUGCUGCGGCAGAAAUCUAUCGGGACGCCUGACGAGGAGAAGCAGUUCCUGCAUCCUCCAGCCAUGAAGUUUGCUCGCAGCUUGUCAGUGCCCGGCCCAGACGACAUCCCCCCGCCUCCCACCACAGCGCCACCGGAUCCUCCGUUUUCCUCAGCGCCGCCACUUGGUUGGAGAACCAAGACAUCUCAGCAGCCCUCUGUCUCCGUGUCCCAGUCCACAUCCACCGCUUCCCACUACCAGCCCUACUCCCAGUCCGUGCACUUCACCCAUGGGGGCAGAGAGCGGGCAGGCGGUGCCGGCUCUGGCCCCAGUGGUGGAGCGGCCGAACACGCACUCCCGUAUGUACAUGCCGCCGCCCACACUGCUCAAAGCAGGACUGCUUCGCGGAAGGUUGCCUAUACUGGGGAGCCUGUUGGAGCUGGCAUAGGGGCAGGUGGAGGGGCCAAGGCAGCAGGUCUUAGAAGAGGCUAUAGCACCGCUGUCCCUCCAUCUAGCAUUGCCACUGUGAUGCCCCAGCAACAACAGACCGCCCAGAGUCAACCCCAGCGAGCAGACCGUGCAGGAGGAGCUGGAGCAGGGGGGCCUAAAGGAGGGGCCCGGAGGGGUAAAGGCCCCCUGGUGAAGCAGUCCAAGGUAGAGGAUCUUCGAUUGAGCCAGGGUACGUUAGGGGGAAAAGGCUCGGUGGAGAAAAGCUCCAUCCCCAUCCCCACCAUCAUCGUGAAAGCCCCUUCGACCAGCAGCAGCGGACGCAGCAGCCAGGGCAGCAGCGUGGAGGCCGACGUUCCUGCAUCAGGGGAGGCAGAAGAAACCAAAACACCCCACGGCCCUCCUCCUUCCACUCCUGCUCCACAGCCUCCUGCCCCACCCUCCAUCCCAGCUCCGCCGCCUCCAUCAAUGCCUUCUAUGCGAGCCCACGAGAAUUUGGACUUCACCAGCCAGUUUGGGGCCGCCAUUGUCGGCGCAGCUCGCCGAGACAGGGAGCGGUUUCAUGAAGCGCGCAGAAAGAGUGCCUCCUUGUUCAUGUCUGCGGAGGAGGACGUGACGAUUGGUGGACUGAGUGAUGGAUUAUCAAGGACUCAGGUUUCACAGCAACAGCUGAGCACAGGGGCUGAGGGUGCUGCAGGACGACUAAGGCCGUCCAAGUCCAUCGACGAGGGCAUGUUCUCUGGGGACACCUACAUCCACCACACUCGCAGCAUGCCCCCAGCCUUCGGCCUGCCUGAGUACUCCUCCCCUGCUCUGGACUAUCAGCCUAAAUCUGUGCCCACCGACCUCUACACAGCUGCAGGCAGGCAGCAAGCGCCCCCCUCCUCCACCACCUUCAUCCACCCACUGACAGGAAAGGCUCUUGACCCCACGUCACCCCUCGGUCUCGCCCUGGCUGCCAGAGAGCGAGCUCUGAGAGAUGACAGCAGGUUAAGGAGGGGGACAGACCACCACUUCACUCGCCAGAUGUCCAGUAUCGUUUUCCCUUCAUCCGCUGCCCCCCCUCAGCCGGUGUCGCCUUUAGGUCAGACCUCUAGCUCCUCCUACCUGGUCACCUCGUCGUCUCUGGCUGCAACCACGGCCAGCAUCGGCCGCCCGCCCUCACCGAGAAUUCUCAGAGGAAUCGAGUGGAGCGAGGAAGGCGGCGGAGGAGGAGAGAGGGAGCGUGAAGGUGGAGGAGCACGUGAGGGGCUAAGGGUUCGCUUUUCUGAGGACAAAACGGUCCUCACGCACCACUAUCAGUCUCAGCCAUAUCAGCCCACCUUCAAGGAGAGGGAGCGGGAGAGGUCGAGGGAGCGGGACAGGGAGCUGUCAAGGGAAAGAGAGAGGGACAAAGAGAGGGAGGGGUACAUGAGGCGGGCAGAGCAGGCUGCUUCUGAUCAGCAGGCGUCUCAGUCCCAGCCGCCUCGGCGGCCCGCUUUUCUCAGGAUGGAAAGUCAAUCUGAUGCCUAUAUCCUGUCUCUCACUCCUCCCUCUCCUCCACCUGCUGGUGCUCAGCAGACCAACACGACUGGGGGAAGUGGAAGCGGCCUGAUGGUUCUCCCUCCUCCCGCCCCGUCAGUUGAUGCAGACGAUGAGUUUGUGUACGCCGACCCUCUCCCGCCCCCGUUAGAGUUCGCUAACAGCUUCGACAGGGGGAUAUCAGCGUACACACAACGAGCGAUGCUGGCCAACAGCCUGGCCUCCCGCCAGCAGGUCCCUCCCCCACCCCCUCCUCCACCUCCCCCACCACCGCCUCCUCCACCCCCUCAAAAGGACUUGUUUAUAGGUGGGUUUCCGGCUCACACGCCUCUGCCCUCUCCUCAGGCGGGGGACUCCACCGCCUCCAGCCUCACAUCCUACGACAGUGAGGUGGCGAACUUGACACAGUCUGUUCCCUCCCCCUCCCAAACAUCUCCCAACCCCCAACCUCCUCACUCACCCUCCACUCUGCAGCCCUCCUCAUCAGGACCCCCGCCUCCCCCAUCCGUGUCACCCCCGCCUCCUCCCGGGUAUCACAGACCCUUCUCCAUGUCCCACCCGCACCACCUUUACAACAGCUCUCACACUCCCGGGCGCUCCUCGCCCACGCCUCCCCCACACUCAGUCGCUCCUCCCCUGGCCUACCGUGGCCACCCUGCAUCCUCCGCUGCCUCCGCUCCGUUAAGGGGCACCGCCUCACACGCCACGACCGCUAGCUGUGCCGCUACAACCACCGCCGCUGCCACCACAACAAGCACCUCCACUCAGCUCUACCACGAGCGAACGCACUCGCAUUCAUCCGCCAUCACAGGCAGUCGCAGGACAGGGGAGCACCACCGACCUCCACCCGCUACCAAGAAGGGAGAGUCCCAGGAGACCGUGGUGGACUCUGGGAUAGAGGAGCUGGACAGCCGCAGCAGCAGUGACCACCACCUGGACAGCAUCCUGGCUCUGAGUGGAGCCAGGGGGGACAGGCUGGACCGAGGGGAGAGGGGAGGUGGAGGGGGAGGACGCAUGGGAGGGGGGACAGGUGAGUCAGAAAGGGGAGGAGACUUUCUGGAGUCUUACAUGAGCUACCUGGACGGACAGACUUUUGAGAUGCAGAACGCCACGGUCUCAGCCUCCACUUACCCGAAAUCCAACAAGUUCAGGGACGGAGGUCGCAGCGGGGAUCUUCACAGGCAGACCAGCACCGCCCCCUCAUCCUACCACUCCCACAGACGGAGGGACGAGCAGGACGAUGACGAGGAGGGAGUGACGGAGGACGAAGGCGGGCAGGACGGGUACGCGGUGAGGGAAAUGCAGAAUUUAGGUCGUCCCAUCUCGCCGUACUUCGACCGCCCGCGCACUCCUGAGAUGAAGCCCAUGUGGGAUGACGGCGGGGACGGUGGCCAGUCAGGGACACUUUUAGAGGGGAAGAAGAUUUACCCUCCGGCGUCCAGCAUGAAGCCGAGCAUCAUUAACGAGCUGAGCAACAAACUGCAGCACAGAACCAAGGACAGCUGGAGCAGCCAGAGACCGCUGGGCAGACACAGAUUUUCAGAAGACUCGGCCUCGGCUCUGAGCCCGCCCUCAGUUCGCUCCCAGUCCCCUUCUCCCAUCUCUUUAUCGCAGCCGUCUUUAUCCCCCUCUCCGACCCCGGUCUCCCAGUAUCAAAACUGGGGAGGCCGAUCCCCGUCCCCUCAGCCUCCCUCGUCCUCUCAGCCUCCCCGCUCCCAUUCCCCGCUCUCCCCCACUUACUCCCCUUACCCCACCUCCCCCAAACACAGACCAGUCUACCGGACCAAAGCCCUCGAGUUCCAGUUCAUCCCCAGUCGAGAGUCCCGCAAAGCAGAAUCCCACAUGCUGCAGCGUAGGCGAGCACCCAGCCCCCUCAUCUCCCCGUCAGAGAGGCCGAAACUGGGUCCGCCACGGCCGUCGUCCCUCCCUCUCCUCCCCACCACGCCCCUUUACAGCGCCCUCUACGACCUCCGAGGUUCAAUCACCCCACCAUCACCAGGGAACCCCCUCGGAGAUCCUUACUUCUCGCCCUCCCCUCCCCUUUUCGCCCCCUCCGGUGCCCCUCCUCCUUCAAACUCCAACUUAGUAGUAUCCCGCUCCCUCUCUCCGACUCACUUCCUGUCUGGGACCUCCUCUCCGCCCCUGCACCCUCUCCCUCCACCUACCUGCCUGAGUUACCCACAUUUACCUCCCCCGUCCCCCACGAAACCCUUCGCCUCCAAGCCGCUGCCCUACUGGACCAAGUACGACGUCGCAGACUGGCUGGGAUACCUGAACCUGGGAGAGCACAGAGAGCGUUUCCUGGACAAUGAGAUCGAUGGCACCCACCUGCCCUCCCUCACCAAGGACGACUUCCUGGAUCUGGGUGUGACGCGUGUGGGCCACCGCAUGAACAUCGAGCGGGCCCUGAGGAGCGUGAUGGACAGGCUGUCCAGCAGCCCGUUUCCCAUCUCCGUCCUCUCACCUCGGGAGGGACAGAGCGAGAGGAGGAGGGACGACGGGAGCCGGAGCUGAACCUCCAAACUCAGAGCCAGAAACUAAACGAGAGAGAGAGAGAGAGAAAGAGGAAGAGGGAGGGGGAUGGAGUCAAUGAGGGAGGAAGUCACAACUGCUGCUAUCCACAGUGGAUUCACACAACAAAUGAGGGAGGAACAGAUUUCACACAAAGAGCCACACGGAGAGGGAGUCACGUCCCAAAGGGGGGAUGGAAACAAGGAGGGGAGAAAAAAAAGCAGCUGACGAUCCAGAAACACACCGGCUGGCGCUCCCCAGCCGAGGCGGUCUAAAUCAGUCUCCCUACUCGUGUGCACGCUCACACAAACCGACACACAACAUGAAGACGCUCUGGCUACAAGACGAGACGUGGAACCAAAUACUUGAGAAGAACAAUCAAAAAUCCACUGAAGAUUUUCCUUUCUUUCUGACACAGCAGGUCGUGGUGUUGGCGAGCUGGAGGUUCAUCGUGCAGCCAUCUUUUUUUGAAUCAUCCUCUUCCCCCUCGGCCGACUCGUGAAUCUGUUCAGGUUUAAAAAGGUGGAAGUGACGACAAAAUAGUGCAAUGAAUGACAGAACUCCGUCCUGAGUGAGUGGAUCUCUGUUUGGUAUCUGAGGGUGAAUGUCUGCAGGCGCCGGGCUUCGUGUCUGCGUGGUGAACGUAGAAAACGACGUGAGGAGGUGAUGCUUCCAGACGUGUGAUUGGCCCUUUUGUGUGUCUGGCUUUCGAUUGGUUAUGUCUUGUUUUUACCUCACCACUGACAGGGCUCUGUCCUCACUGCAGGUCCUCAUGUGUUGCUCUAUAGCUCUUUAUCAUCUUAAGUCUUAUUAUGACACACUAUAUACAGACUGGUCACUGUAUCACAAAUUUGUAGCAAAAAUAAGUGCCCAGACCAACAAAAAAAACACACAAAAAAGAGGAACACACCCACACACAGGCACCUGAGUUACUACUAUACAUGCCUGCAUGCAUACACACACAUGUAGACACACACACACACACACACAAGCACUUAAAGUAUGGGACACGUUCUAUUUAAACACACACUUUCUGUUCGGAUUAAGACUAAAGGAGACAGACUGUGCUUUCAACUGUUAGACGGCCUCAAUGUGAAGAGAGAGAUCUCCCUGCGGGUUCUGUUAACCCAGAAAGACUUCCUCAGCGUCGAGGCAACUGUCGGCUGUUCACCCCCCCACCCCCGCGCUCAGACCUACGUGGGGAGACCGUGGAAAAAACAGAGAGAGGGGACGGGAAGAGGAAAAACUGCCAUUUUCUUGCUCUUUCCCACCCAAUCCCCCUCUCAUUCUCAACUUCGAUCCAGGAGGAGGAAAAACCCCAACGGAGGGGAUCUGAGAGAAACGCUUCUAUCAAGUUUUAAUACUCUGAUACUUCUUAAAAUUUUUAAACUUUAAAUGGGAAUACUGGAAUAUUGAUAUGAAGAGAUUUAUUGUUACUACUCAUCAUUACUAUCAUCGUCCUUACUGUUAUUGUAGCUCCGGAGAGUCUCCCGCUCUCCGCCUCCGGGGGAGACGGCGGCCGCUCUGACGGCGGUCGCUCUGACCGCUCAGUGAAGAUAAUCGUAUUGAGAUAUAAAUAUAUAAAUAUAGAUGUAUAUGUAGGUAUUUUUGAAUUGAAAGAUGCAUUUUAUUUGGUGCGCUGUACCCUUAACAUUGCUUCUGUGUGACGAGAAGCACUGCAACUCUUAAUGUGAAGCACAUUUUCAGAAUCACUUCGCUCUGCCUUCUUCUUCUUCUUCUUCCUUUAGUCCAAAUUUAAGCUUUCAUCAUGUUUUCUUAAUCUGUAACAUGUAGAUGCUAAAAAUGUAGCGACUGUUACUUUAACAUUUUAUUUAAUAAGCUUAAUUUAAAGUAGAAAUCGGCCCUCUCUGAUUGGUUACCUUGCAAAAGUAUCCUUUUAUUUUCCACUCCAUAUUUUCAUCCCAUCCCAUCCUCAGUCCUGCUUUUCUCACCCUUGCUGAGAUCAAAUAUAAAGGGCUCUCUCAUGACCUCUCUACCUUGAACAACACUUCACCUCUCCUGCUGCUUCCAAGUCCUCCAACACAUAUCAAACUCGCUCUCUACACCCGGGCGUCAGCGGAGAGAUCGCUCUCCUCCCUCGCUCGGCUCGACUCAUUUAUCUCUCUGCAGAGAGAGACUGAGUCUUCAUGCAUCGUGUCGCUCGCCGUGCACACUCGUACAGUGUACAGGCUGCAUAUGUCAAAGGUUAAAGAAGGGUCUGUCUGGGAUUGUUUUGCGUUAAUGAUCGAGGAGAGAUUAUAUUUGAAUGAAAGAGAGAUAGCAAUAAGGACGAUGAAAAUAAUGGUCAUCUAAUUAUGGUUUAAGAUGUAUAAAAAAGUCUCAAAAGUUCUAAAGAAUCUCUGUCUUCCAAAUAAUGUUUAACAUAAAAGGUACAAUGUAUUUAUUUAUCUGUUCUGCUUUCUAUACAGUUGGACCCGUUCUCUGCAUCACCGGAUCCUAACACUGUACUCAGAGCCCGGCACUGCUCGUCUUUUGCAUCUUCCUGUGUGUACAGAGCAACCUUCUGCAGACUCAUUGUUUAUUACCAGCAUCUAACGCAAUGUUCCUUUCUCCAUCAGCACAUACGGCUUCUCACAUUUCCCUUUAGACGUUAUGACGAAGCCAAAAGAGUUUUUGAGCGGUGGAAGAAGCAGAAACAACGGCCGGGUCCAUCUCGUGUCUAUCAGGUCUUUAUAAAAGCGUAGAGUUAAAAAAGGGGGCCGGUUAAACUUCUGCAGAACAUCUCUGCUGAUUCAGUAAAGUCUCACGGGGAGAGGUUUUUGAACCUGAGUGAGCGCUCGUCUGGAGAGAAGAUCUUUGGGAAUCGGUCCGACUCUAUAGAAAGCAUUUCUUUUCCUUUAAGAGAUCUUUUAAAAAAUGAGAAUAUGAACUGAUGAAAGGUCACUUACAGAAUAUAUAUGUAUAUGUGAUGCGCAUAUACACACAUUCAUAUAAACAUAUGAAUUUCAAAUGUUUUAAGAGAUAAUAAAUUGUUAGAAUUAUAAUAAAGAUACAGAAACUAAGUUCUAA